UUCUAGGGAUCGCUUCUUUUCUAGUCGAGCUGGGGGAGCAAACUUCAUCAUGGUCAGGAGCAAAGAUAAUCUUGAAUCACCAUUUAUGUUACUCUACAAAACUGUCGUUUGUUUGUUUCUGAGUAUGUCUUCAUGGGGAAAACCUGCUGGGCAACUUCCCUGUCGUACGACAAGAACAGUAGCUGAUCACGCCCUAAAAGGUCACGUCAUUUCAUCAUCGGUAGGAAAGCGGUUCGAGAGCUGUGUAGCUGCUUGUGACAGCACCAACAGUUGUUUCAGUAUUAACUAUUACAUCUCAUUGAAGAAGUGCGAGUUAAACAAUAAAACGGCGAAGUGGUACGCCAAUGAUCUGAGAGUGACACCUGGAGCAGUCUACAGUGAUAGCUUGUCACGUGACUAUACUCCGUGUGUCGAUCGACAUCCGCCAUGUUCUGUCGGAAAAUGUGUUCCAAUCCCUGGAUCCUUAGCGACACGGUGUGCAUGUGACGGAAAUGUUGCCGCUUGUCAUAGUCAAUCCUGUAUUUCCAAGCCAUUGGGCAUGGAAGACGGUUCGAUUGCAGACAACCAACUCACAGCAUCGUCAACACACUCCACAGCUAAGUUGGGUUGGGGCCGACUGCACGACACGCGAGGAAGCUGGGCUGCAAACACAACUAUUGGUCACCAGUGGUUCCAAGUGAGCUUUGUACCAAACGCGAAACGCAUAACACAGAUCGCCACUCAAGGAGAUGGAAAGAGCGGGUGGGUUACGACAUUUUACGUCAUAUAUAGGAAGGCAGGAGAACCCCUUGUAAAUUAUGAGGAAAAUAACCAACGCGUGCUUUAA
Stylophora pistillata is the source of this 826-nucleotide messenger RNA. Its product is annotated as lactadherin-like. Gene Ontology annotation, molecular function: signaling receptor activity. NCBI's taxonomy places the organism in Eukaryota, Metazoa, Cnidaria, Anthozoa, Scleractinia, Pocilloporidae. Gene Ontology annotation, cellular component: plasma membrane. The record is from RefSeq and is a predicted model, not a curated record.